GAUGGCGGCGAUUUCAGUGUCCGGUGUUACCCGCAGGCGCUUCACGUGGGUACUCGCCGGGGUCCCACGUCGAGAAUUUUGGUCUCGAUUCAGAGAAGAGAAAAAGCCGGCGGUGGCCGAGACCGUAGAGGAGGCGAAGAAGGAACCCGUCCUGGUGUGUCCCCCGUUACGAAGCCGAACGUACACGCCGCCUGAGGACCUCCAGGGCCGUGUGGAGGCUCGUAUCAGAGAAAUACUUGGUUCGUCCGCCCCUAGCAGCUGGCAGGACAUCUCCCUGGAAGACGGGCGCCUGAAGUUCAGCUUCUUGGCUCGUUUAGCCGACGACUUGGGCCACGCGGUGCCCAACUCCAGGCUUCACGAGAUGUGCAGGGUCAGAGAUGUUCUUGAUUUCUAUAACGUGCCUGUGCAAGAUAGGUCUAAAUUUGAUGAACUUGUUGCCAGUAAUCUGCCUCCCAAUAUAAAAAUCACCUGGGGUUACUGAGCAGGCCAGAAGAGGAACACACUGCAGCCCCUUCCACCUGGCCAGGAGGCUGCCCGGCAGACCUGAGGCUUUGAAGGUACUGCCAGAACUGCUCUCUAAAACCACUUUUUCUGUGGAAGAAUGCUUUUUUUUUUUUUUUCCCUCGUAGCAUCAUGAAUGAACAAAUAACAGGAUUUUCUUUUUCACAUCUGCUGAAACUUUUUUUUAAUGGAAUCAGGUCAUUAAUAAUUUAUGAAAAUUUUCUUCUCCCGACACUGUAAUUAACGUGGGUUUAAGAUAUAAGGCUAUUGCGUGUUCAGAAGUGGCCUUUAUUCUUCAUAGGCAAGAAAAUGUAUUAAUCCUGUUCGUAGUCUUAAAUCUAAGGUAGGAUUAUAGGUAGUAUAUAUACAAAUAAGGAAACUAGAUAUUUAUAAAAGAAACAAAAGUCUGUGUUGCGUGUUAUAGAAAGAUGCUUCCCUGUUUGCUUUACUGUGCAAGUAGAAAUAGUAGAAAAUGAUUCUGUUCAUUCUGGAAUAAUCUCUUUUAGAAUUAAAGUAGAUUUCUUAAAGUG
Miniopterus natalensis is the source of this 1031-nucleotide messenger RNA. It is a transcript of the gene MRPL50, whose product is annotated as mitochondrial ribosomal protein L50. Lineage: Eukaryota; Metazoa; Chordata; Mammalia; Chiroptera; Miniopteridae. Gene Ontology annotation, cellular component: mitochondrial large ribosomal subunit; mitochondrion. The record is from RefSeq and is a predicted model, not a curated record.